Molecule: messenger RNA, 4433 nt
Organism: Homarus americanus (American lobster)
Lineage: Eukaryota; Metazoa; Arthropoda; Malacostraca; Decapoda; Nephropidae
Exons: 4
Coding region: 343-1104 (253 amino acids)
Biological process (GO): negative regulation of phosphatase activity
Molecular function (GO): phosphatase binding
Source: RefSeq, a predicted model, not a curated record
UUGCACUCGAGCUGAUCAGUGGCGAAAAGGAUAAAAGUAAAACACCUAAAAAUAUUACUGACAAUUUACAGAAAACCUAAGUGGUGACGUUGGAACACAAGUGACUACCAGUUCAAGGUGUCACAAUACAAACAUUUAAUAAUAUCCUGAAGUUCUUGUGUUUACAGAAUAAAAUUAGAAGCCAAAGAUUGUCACUCUCAGGUUAUCCACAUUGACGUGUUGUGUCAAGACGUGGGGAUAACUGUACUUCAAGAUAUGAGGUUAUUGCUGUACUGUUCAUCCAUCUGUCAAUCAUAAAAAAAAUUGAAAAUUUUGUAAGAGUUAAAGUUUUCUCUAUUCUAAAUGGAUACAAAGAAGAAAAGAACUGUGAAGAUUGUAAAAGGCGGAGAAAGACACAUUUUUGCUGAUGUGGACACAGACAUUAACAACAAACAAGAGCAAACUGGCCAGAAACUGGAGAAAACACAAAAAGGUCCAAAAGGUCAACCUGUUAUACUGGAAAAUACUCAGAUGAAAUGCAUCCCUAUUGGUCCAAAAUUGAAACAAGAAUUAAAGGCCAUUGCCACCCAACAGAAAAAUAUUGCUUGUGAGAGGAAAGACAAGAGGAAGACUGUCAACACACAGCCAGCUUCUUUACCAGAGAGUGCUGAAGACAUGUAUGGAGCUCCGGAAAUCCAUUCUACUUUGCGUGUGGGCGAACGUUUGCUCAAUGCCAGGGAUCAAAAACCAAAUUUAUCAAGGCUUAUAAAAAGCAAGUUAGACUCUCCCACUACUGCUUCCAGAUUCAAGAAACAGACUGCAAAACAAGUUAACAUAGAAGAAUCAAGAGUGAUAUUCCAGGAACUUGUAUCUGUUGAUGUUAGUGAAGAAGCAGUAGCAACUCAGCUGAAAGAUUCACUCACUUUAAGGGCAGCAGUAGUUCAGCCAGCAUCCAGACCCCGGGAUCCUGAACCGCAGCCAUCAGAUAUCUUUGACCCUGAGGAAUAUGUGACCACGGCAUCUGUGACCAACAUAAAGGCUUACCGUCCAUUUAGCAGUGUCAGACCACAAACUGUAAAGAGGGAAGAGUUCUGCCAGUUGUAUAAUCAUCUAUUGGAAUUUUAGAUAGAUAGUUUUGGUCCUUUAAUCUCCAUGUACAUGGAGCAGUAUUUGGUACAGUAUGAUAAUUCAGUUAAACUUACUUCAUCCAGCAGUCAUACAUACAUACUCACAAACUAUUCUUCCCCCAAAAGUGGACGGUAACGAAGUAAAUUAACUGUACUUUAUUAGUGAGCUCAAAUGACUAUUCUAAAUAAAUUACUUAAAAGUAACUUUUCUUGUCAGUACUUUUGCCUGAGUAAAACUUCAGACAGUCUUCAGUGCUGUAGCUACAAUAUUCUUACUUAUUUUUUCUGUCAUCUUGUUAUUUUAUCACCGGUCUGCAUGAUUUUUCAUGUUGUCUAACUAAUAUGUGUUCCCUAACCUGUUUUUAAUGCAGAGGCGCCACUAGGGGACCUCACAGGAGCAGCGGUGCCCCCUAGGGAGCCCUCACAAUGGCAGCGGCGUCCCUAAGGGGCCCUCACAAUGGCAGCAGCGCCCCUAAGGGGCCCUCACAAUGGCAGCAGCGCCUCCAGGGGCUCUUCCAAGGAACCUCUCAGGGGCGGUGGUAACCCCAUGGGCAGUCCCAAGGGCGACAGUGCCACCAGGAGACCUCCCAGGGGCAGUGGUGCCUCCUGGGACCUUCCCAGGGGCUCUCCCAAGGGUGGCAGCAUCCCCAGAGACCCUUCAAGGGGCGGGGGUGCCACCAAGGGCCCCCCCUGGGGUGGUGGUUAUGCCAGGGGUUUCCCAGGGAACCCUCCCAAAUGCAACGACGCCCCCAUGGACUGCCAAGAUGUAGAGGCACCACUUGGGGACCUCACAGGAGCAGCGGCGUCUCUACGGGGCCCUCCCAAUGAUGGCGGCGCCUCCAGGGGCUCUCCUUUGGGGCGGCGGAGCCCCCAGGGGCAGAUGGAAUGGAGACCCUACCUUCAAAACUCAUGUCCAUUGGGUUCAUUUGUGAGAAUGCUGGAGAGAAGAAGGGGUGUAUAUCUAAAUGGGCAUGGCAGGGAUCAUCAUCAUGUUAGACAGGUCAACCAUGAAAAUGUACGAACAAGGCCAGGAAGAGAAGACUAUGGAGUCAAGGCAGAUAACCAUGUGUAAGGAGGUGUUGGUGGGGCAUCAGCGGGCGGAUGGACGAAAGAGGUUGACAGAAAGCAUGAUAAAAGCACGAGAUGGUAUGAAACUAACAUUCAAGGUUGGGCAUGGAAUGACUGGUGUGGGUAUUGUAGGAAGGAUGACCGUAACCCAUAUAAUUGUCCAUUGAAGCCCCAAAGAGGGUCAUGUUGGGAGUGCGUGAGGAUGGGCUGUAGGAAGUAUAAAUCAACUUGUCCAGGACGUCAAGCUAGACAACCCCCCAGAACAAAUGACAACAACCACCUACCCCAAAUGGUUGUCCAUGUAUUAAAUUACCUAUAUGUGGGCAUACUGUACUUGUGUAGCAUUGAUUGAUACAGGUAGUGAGGUCAUUUUAAUUAAAUAUAGUUUGGUGAAACCUUUGAAUGUGGUACCCAUUAAUUCUUGUACCCAGAGAUAUUUAGCUAUUACUGGGGAUGAAUUCAAAGCACAAGGCACAGUUCUUAUCCCAGUACAGAUAUCCCCUAUGAAAGGAAUCAGUCACCAAGCCAAUAGUGGUUGAAGACCGCCUGUUGGAUACUGAUGUACCUAUUAGGGGCAGAUAUUUUAGGAUUGGAGUUUGAUGGCAUCAAGAAAAGAAUCAGUUUAUUUGGGUAGUUCAUUCACAGGUGUAUUGGAAACCAAAUAAUGGAGAACACUUGCGGAAGGCAGUCAGGGUCAAAAGAUUACAGUUCGAUUCAGUUUUACCCUUUUCCAGGGAGUUGACAAGUCUACACAUUGAUAGGAAGACUAUACGUAAGUGGUCACAGUUCUCAAAUUAGGACAAAUAAGGUAAAGGCAGAGCUAGGUCAGACUUUGAGUGUCAGGUUUAUGCACAGGGGGUUGAAGCAAUAACUUGAUAUGUGUGUGGUUAUCCAAGAUGAUUCCUGUGUUUAUGUUCCUAUGAGUAAUGUUUCAAAGCAGCCAAUUUGUUUGAGUCCUGGUGCUGUUGUGGGUGAAUAUAAGGUGGUUAAUGAUGAUGAGUUUUGUUAUUUUGAUGAUAAAGGGAAUAAUCAAGGAACUAUCUCACACAUUUAUGAAGAGUUAGGUAAGGUAAACCCAUCUGUAGAAAUACCAGUGUUCACCACAUCACCUGGCUCUACAGAGAUAGAAAGUGAAAAGAGAUCUAACAAAUUCCCAUUAAUUUUGACUCGUGAAGAUAAGAGAUCCCCAGUUCAUUGUGUAAAUUGUAGUGGAAUUGAGAAUUCCCCAGUCCAGAAAAUCAGACAAAUUGAAGAUGUAUUAAAUUCUAUGGUACCAGACUGUGAUGUAGUGAAACGUGGAGAGGCUAGACAGAAGUUGAGGACCCAGCAUUGGACACACUUGGAUAGGAACAUGCAAAAAGUUAAAACAGGUGGUAAUAGAUCAUGAUGCAUUGUUUGUCUUAGGUCCAAAGGAAAUAGUAAAUACCAAGAAAAUUUUCCUGGUACCUGUAAUAUUCCAGGGAUGGGGGAUGUUUAUUCCGGGUUCAAGAGAUAAUGUAAUGUGCAAUUUCUGUAACUUCUGAGAAUAUUUUUCUGUUACCCGGAAAAUUCUGAGGCCGAAGAAUUUUUUUCCGACUUUGAGAGAGUCGUCUCAUUAGCCCAGAAAUCUCUCAUUCCCGGAAGUGCUCUGCACCAAUUGUUCCAGCUAACAGUGAUAUCACCGAGUACCUGUACAGAUCUUAAAAUGUUAACUAUUAAUUCCUUCUCUGAUAUAGAAGAGCAUAAAACAUUGUGCACUGUAACUGUGUCUGCAGACGAAGGCUUGAGGUACCCUAAAUCUCACAUCAUUCUAACAAAUUGCAUCAAGCGUGUUGACAAAGGGGAAAAACACAAGUAAGGCAUCCAGCAAUGUCAUUCACAAAGUUCAUGAAGCUGCAUCUCUACUUUAUGCAAGAUGCUACAUGGGGGUGAUUUGGUCACUGAUGCAAAGUUUUGAACAACUGCCCUUUUGUAGACUUAAUGGUGGCAUUUUUCUAAUGUUUUCAGAUGAUAGAUAUUCAAUAUUGCUACUGAACUAAACAGAAAGUGGGAUGAUCAAUAUUCACCAAGUACAGUACAGUACAUUAUUAUGAUUGGUGACAUAUUGACAUAAAUUAUUGUUUGUUUAUUAGUACAUUAGUUUAUUAGUAAUUUUAAAGUUGCCCGCAUUUUCACGACUGGGACAGGGAGCCAUUCAUUCUGGAGACAGUAAUUUACUUUACCUGUAUUGUAAAUUUGUGUGUAUAUUAAAAAGAUUGUAAGUUCGAAUUCUCAAAAGAU